Messenger RNA from Cimex lectularius (bed bug), 6505 nucleotides. RefSeq names its product brefeldin A-inhibited guanine nucleotide-exchange protein 3. Gene Ontology annotation, molecular function: guanyl-nucleotide exchange factor activity. NCBI's taxonomy places the organism in Eukaryota, Metazoa, Arthropoda, Insecta, Hemiptera, Cimicidae. The record is from RefSeq and is a predicted model, not a curated record. The coding region runs from base 286 to 5454 and encodes 1722 amino acids. Gene Ontology annotation, biological process: regulation of ARF protein signal transduction. The transcript has 30 exons.
UGGCAAUGGAUAAUUCAAACAAUAAUGAGUCACGGCGGAUUCCCCACGCUCUGCUGAGUUGAGCCAAGUGAGUAAGAGCGCCACUGUCUCAGUAUUAUUGAAUUUGAUUCAUGUCUACUUUGACGCAAGUACCAAGUUCUACACAACGGCGAACGGGGUGGCCCGGUGCUGUCAAACAGGUCGUCGGGUUUUCCUGCCGUUUUUACGUUCCAAACAAAAUAUAAAAAAUGUCCAGCGUUCUUUAUUCAGAUUGUUUCGUAUAAACGAGAUCUCCGUUGGAAAAAUAUGGAGGACCUUUUACUGCAAAUAAUCAACGAAUGUUCCAACAAGCUCGCCAGCUUGAAAAGUUCGGCUCAGCUCGCAUACGAUUUGCUUCAGUCGCAGCAGAGCCUUUUGCGUGACCCGGCCCACGAGUUGAGAGCGAAAUGCUUCAACGUCUUCCAAAUGGCUCUGGAGACGAAAAAGAGCAAGUUCGUCUCUUACGCACUCUCAGGCUUUCACCGUAUAUUGAGAGAUGACAGAUUCCAAACGAACUUUGAACCGGAGGACGAUUCUUUGUGGCUGCCAGCACAAUUUCUCCAUGCAGUUUCUUCCAUUUUAUCCCAAUCUGAUGACACUCAAGUUGACAUAUUGAAAGUCCUUUUGAACAUAGCCUGUUCGUCGUACUGGACUGUAAAUGGACGAAUUAUCAUACAAAUGCUGGCGGUUUGUUGCGAAGUUUAUGAAUAUGGAACCGAAGCAGUCAAAACCGCCUCUCAAGCAGCUGCUAAUCAAACGUUACGUUCAUUCUGUCACCUACUUGAUGUCGAGUCUCUUGAGGCAAAAGACAAUAAGAUGCACGAAGUCGGAAGUGGUGGAAUUGAUUGUUUCAAUGAGCUAAUCCCUAUUUUACAAUAUCUAUGCAGUAAAUUAGACGAAGCUCAAAAUGGGCAGAAUGCACCGGUUCUACUUCUCCUUGAAGGUUUGCACACGGUCGUUUCUAGCCUCCCACAAAGGAUUCACAGCAACUCGCAUUUUACAAAGUUUUUAUGGCAAAAACUAUGCCCGGUUCUUAUCGGUUUAAUGGCACCACCGAGAAACAAUAAUAUAACAUUUACAAGGGUUCAACCUGUUGAUGUACUACCCCAGCAUAAAAUAAUUUAUAGCAUCGCAGGACAGCUUGUGCGAUUAGUCGGGUGUGUCGGAUCUCUACGGCCUGUUCUUGAAUCCGUUUACCAUCGAAUGCUCUUGUAUCCGAAGACAAAUCACAGACUGGAUUCAUUGAAAGCAUUAACUGAGCUGCUGAGGAGUCCAAGUAGGUUGGUGGAUUUUGCAGGACCUCUUCUUGUAAAAGAUGACAAAGGGUGUCAGCAAAGUGAUAUGGCUUUAACAAGAUUAGUAAUGGAUUCUUUACAAGAAUGCAGUGAAAGUAAGGACGCAUUGCUUAUAACUGUAACUGUAUCCUGUGUAGAAACUUUACUAUCGACUCUUCUUGUAAUAUCAAAUGGCCAGGCCAUAAAUCACGUUUAUGUUUCUAAAAUUAACUCUCUCUAUCCCAAUUUGGCAUCUUGCGAUUAUAAAGGGCCUUUAACGUAUCAGACGCUUUGCAGACUUCCAAAAGUUUACAGGGAUUCGGUCGGAGUCACUGAUAAGUCAAAUUUAGAAGAAGGAGAGAGAGAGGAGGGCGACGGGACAAGCGAAGACAGCAGUGAGUGUUCCAACGACACUGACGAUGCUCCAAACCUGUCUGAUGCAGAGGAAAAUGAGAUUUCACCAAAAAUUGGCUUUCCCGAAUAUCUUGGUACAGUACAAAAAGAAAAGGUAUAUUCAAAGGAGAGAGGGGAUUGCGACAGAGACAACGCUAGACAUUUUAUAGAGACUCUGAGGGAAUUUUUACCAACUUUGCUUCCGCUUAAGUAUUCAAUUGAAAUAGAUGACGCUAUUCAAAAAUUUGCAUCAAACUACUGUCAAGGAUGUUACUACAAAAAAGUCAAAAAUACUGACUUGGAAUCGGCAAUAGUCAAUGCUAACGGUAUUUAUCUAGCUACAUAUUCAGCACUGUCCUUAAAUCUCAAACUGAUCAAUGUCGGCUAUUAUAAUCAUACUUCUGAUGAUAUUCCCAUGACUGAGGAACAAUUUGUGAGCGAAGUUGAAGAAAUUGGAGUUUUGGUUUACUUAUCGUCACGAUGGUUGUGCGAAGUAUACCAGCAAAUCUUAUGUACUGAUUUAUUAACAAGCGCUGGGUGUGAAACAAAUAUAUCCAUUUUUAACUUAUUAUCAGAUUUAGGCGGAAUUUAUUUUGAGAGCGAAGUGCUUUCUAAUUGCGCUAAAUUAGAAAAGGCGGCUUCAAGACAACACAUUACACCGGAAAACCAAGCAGGUCUAAAACUCGCUAGAAGGAUUUUAACAUGUUGUUGGGACUCGGUUUUAUCAAUAUUAACGAUAGGAGUGAAAGGAGACCAGACGACAGUUCCCUUGAGUUUACAAGCUCUCCACAAUGCUGCACUUCUUUGCAAUUCGACUGGAUUGCAGAGAAAGAGUGGAGUUGUUUUCUCGCUUCUAAGCAAUGCUUGCUGCAAUACAAACGACGACAAGCCUACCCUGCAAGCAAGUCAUGCUUUAAGCCUUGAUCUUCUACUCAGCAGGGCUUUGGAACUCGCAAGCCACGCGCCACAAUCUUGGCCACACGUUUUAAAAUGCUGUCUACAUGUUAACAGACUAGAACAUAUGAUAACUUACACACAGCCGAUAAAAACGACACCAAAACUAACCGGAAAAAAUCUGGAUAAUCAAGAAAACAUUUCAGUUAUGGAAAGCGAUGUGGCAUCAUUGGUCGGAGAUAUUUCUGGCGUAUCUACUCUUCCUCCUGCCACGUCAGUGAAAGUAGUGUGUGUUUUGUCUCAACAUAUAGACAGGCUUUUUGAGGAUGCAGCUGUAAAACUCAAACUCAACUCACUGCUGAGUUUUUGUGCUGCUGUUUGUUCAGCCUCAGAGAGGCAGCUAAGGUCGAGUUCAAACAUAAAGGAAGGAAGUAAGCUUAGCUGGUGGGGAAUCGUAAAAGGAAAUUCUUCAACACCACCUCCUCCACUUCUUCUAAGUAGGCUGGCGCAGUUGUUAAUAAAAGCAGCGAGAUCAGGAAGACCGUUGAUUCAUAUUAUGAAAUUGUGGUCCGCUAUCGGGCCUCAUCUCAUGCAUGCCUCUUGCCAUAAGGAUCCGACAAUUUCUAAGCUUGCCGUUACAUGCAUUCAUGAUGUUAUGAUUACCUUGCUUAAUGAAAAUUCCGAGUUGGAACAUUUUCAUUUCAACGAAGCGUUAUUCAAACCAUUUGAAAACUUACUUUGCUUAGAGCUGUGCGACACCGACAUACAAGAUCAAGUAGUCAACUGCAUUUGCGAAUUUGUUGAGGGCAGCCAAGCCGAAAUCAGAUCAGGCUGGAGACCACUGUUCAGAGCGCUUGGCGGUGUCAGCACAACGAACCACGUCAAUUCUUUAUUAGAAGUUUUCCAAGUGUUCUUAAAUACAGAUAACCCUUUGGUAUUUGCAAAUGCAGCAAUGGACUUCAUAUUAUGUUUGGUAAAACAUGUGAGGGGAAAUGGCAUUGAAGAAGACCUAGAAGGUGGUGAUUGUAAAGGUGUACUGAGUUUUGUCGAAAAAUGCAGCCACAUCCUUUGCCUAAUGCACUCAAUGGCUUCGUGUCCUAGAUUCAACACUGCAAGACGGCUAAUAGAAAGGGUUCAAGAAGAAAAUUUCCCAUUGAUACCGGACAAUGGUGGUGCUCUGGCAGUUUGGGCAGAACUUUUAGAAGGUUUAUCGUCUGUUGUUCCUUUAUGCCCGAUUAGUUAUCAACCAUUAAUCCUAGAUACGCUAUUUUCUAUACUAUCUGAUACUAUGAUUAAACCAGGCAUAGACUUCACUAUUUACUGCGUUACUUUUAUAAUUAUAUCUUCGAUUCAAAGGUGGCUUCUUAACAAUAGUCAUAACUUGAGUUUGUGGGAUCGUCAGACCAGCAGUUUUAAACAGUUUUGCGGAAUGACAACCCAUUUUGUUGUUAAAGUCCUGAUCCAUUUAAAAAAUGAAAAUAUGGUAGAAAGGGGGACCAUAAUGUUAAAAAGCUUGAUAUCUUCCAUGGUCGAAUGCGUUACAGUGCCGGUUGAAAGUGUAGCCAGGCUAGGAUGUGCAUGUCUUCGGCAUAUAGUGGUAACCAGCAAUAACGUUCUUUCAAUUGAACAAUGGACUCAUGUAGUAUUUGGAGUAGAAAAGGCAGCAAGUUCUGUGCUGAAACCAUUAAUAACACUCAAUGCUGCUUACAGUCACAAUUCGCACCAAUAUUACGGAGAUUUAGCACACAUUAAAGUUGCAGCUAGGAAGGACUCGACAAUUCAAAGAAACGCACGUCUAAGGCAUUUAGCCCAACAGGUACUGCUUUUAGAAAGCCAACGGAAAGAUUACACUAUGUCUUCGAGUGAUGAUGAAGAUGAAGAUGAAAGAAGCUAUGUACUGCUUAUUUAUGAAGAUGUUAAUUCAAAUGUCACAAAGGAUUGUGUACCAUUAUGUAACCUAUUAGUGGCACUUCUAGCUCAUCAAAUGCUCCUCCAAACCAUCGGAACUAUUCUGCUGCAAGGAACUCAACAUGUAAUUCCAAGCUUAGCGGGUGUUUUACCAAAUUCGACUGAAAAUAGAAUUUUAUUAUCUUUACCUGAAGAAGUGGUUGAGAAACUGCUGUCUUGUUUGGAGCUUUCGUACAACACGGCGGUUGAGUUUGAUUCCCGACCCGGACUGAAAUUUCUCCUCCAGAAGGUCGCUCAGUUGGAAAGAGCGGCGAAUCUGUACAGACAAGCGGGAGCUGCGUGGACAAUAAAUCUGAUAACUCUUUUUGAUCUCUGCAUUCACAAUUAUGGCAUUUCGGAUGAUGCCAAUUACAUGAAAGAAUUCCUGCCGAAGCUGCGCCAAAGCCUGGAACAGCUUUGCGACACGUACGUCGACGUUUUGCUCGAUAAGGACGGAAUGCACUCGGCAGUGGACAACAUAAAUGAAAAGAUUACAUUCAUAAUAGCACAGACGGACGAGUUGCCGGAAACAAGGAUGAGUUCGUUUGAAAAAAGCGAAGAAGACCUGAACGGCACCGAAGAAAGCAAAACUGAUAUUACUGAGGAAGAUGUGGACAUGAAGGAAGAAAUUGAAAUUCCCGAUAAAAUCGAUGUGGAAAAAAGGGACCUUGCAAAUGAAAUAGAAAAACAAAAAAGUGAAAGUAUCUGCAAGGAUCGAGAAGCUCAUAUGGGCGUUUGGGCUGAGAUGUUGGUUUCUGCUCUUGAAUUGCUUUGCCAGCUGGACGAUACUCACCUGAAAACAUUAUUGCCAGCUGUAUUCCCAACGGUCAGAUCUUUGACAGCACAUGCAACACACACGUCUUUGAAACACCAACUGGCCAAACUCUACGACAAACUUGCAGUUAUGUACGGAUUUAUAAAUGACUGAAUCAAAAAAACCUGCACAUAGACGACAAUAUUAUUUUAUGAUUAUUAUUUAUUAAACAAACCAUUAUUAAAACUUUAAAAUUGAAUAAAUGAGAAUAAAUCAGUCUUCUGUCGAAUUUUUGGAAACUUGCAAUAUGCCACAAAUAUGCCAUUCUUUUUCAACCACCAUUAAAACGAAUCAAUUUCACAAAUUUGCAACAAUUACUUUUCACUUUGAUCACAAGUUUAACAAUGAAAAAGUUAAUGCUUAUGUAAAUAGUUAAUGUUAAAGCAUACUGAAUUCCUUUGUAUUGGUAUAUUGUAAGCAGUCACAAUAAAAUAAUGAUACUGACAGCAAACAAUUAUCAGUAAGAAAAACAGGACAAUUUUACUGUUUUAAGCAACCAAUAAUCAAAAGUAAAAUUGUCAAUAUAAUAAUUAAAAAAAUAAUGACCCCAUUAAGCAUAUCGAUGAUCAAAACAGUCUGAUUUUCAAUAAAAGAGUAAACAAUAUUCAAAGGAAUUUGGAUCUAUAUAUGGUGCUUUAUAUUAAAAGAUUUUACUAUUCAAUCACGAUAAUUAUGUUAAUGCAUAUCAUAAGUAGGUGCAGUUUAUCAAUAAUCAAAAAUAUAAUAAAAAUUGUCUAAACUAUAUUUACUAAUUUAUUUUUAAUUUUAAUUUUUGAUUGAGAAUAGUGUAAUUGUAUUUUUUUGUUAACAAAGGCUGUGAUUUAUAUUAACAAGUCAACAUUAGAAUAGUAUGUUUGAAAAGUAAAGUAUACAGAAAAAUUGAUAUUAAGUUGACUUAUGUUGAGCUUCAUGGUAAUAAAAAAAAUAAGAAGAAAGAAAGAAAGAAAGACAAGAAACACGUUGCCUUUACUUUUAUCUAUGUAAUGCUGACAAAUAAUUGGAAACAAUAAUUUACACAAAAAAUAAUUAUAUUUUAUAAAAUUCUUCCAUUUUACAUGAUGAAACUGCACAAAAGAAGUUGUAGAAUACACCGUUUUUAAUUCCACCAAAAUGUAGCGAAACAGAUUAGCAAAAUAGGGAGAGUUUUAUAUUUAUAAAAACAAAA